Messenger RNA from Aspergillus ibericus CBS 121593, 920 nucleotides. RefSeq lists its product as uncharacterized. Lineage: Eukaryota; Fungi; Ascomycota; Eurotiomycetes; Eurotiales; Aspergillaceae. The transcript has a single exon. The coding region runs from base 124 to 432 and encodes 102 amino acids. The record is from RefSeq and is a predicted model, not a curated record.
CACCGCCGUUGGACAAGAACGGCAAGAUGGCGGUGUUGCGCACGAGUGUGUGGGGAUGCGCUGCUGGUGGGAAUCGAUUGCCCAGAUGAGCCGGGUUCUGCAGACUGCAAGACUCCAUAGGCCAUGGCCAAGAAUGGGCCCUCAACGCCAAUGCAAUGCAAUGCAACUCAAAAUGGCGAUAUUGGUGGGCUGAUUGAUGAGAUGGCGGCUCCCAGCCAAUGGCGAGGCCGGCGCCCGUUCAUUUAUUGGGGGGUUUGGCAGAGGAAAGGAAAAAAAAAAAGGCCUGGACGCAAGGGGGACGAUGCAGCAGAGGUUGGAGCGCCCGAUUGGGAUCCGCCCCCUACAGGGCUCUCUCCACUCGCCCUCGAGAACGGGAACUGCAGCGAUAACUCUAGGUCGUGUCUUGCAUGGAUGGUGAUGAAACAGGAAUAGAACGAAGCACGGGAGGGCGGCGCCGCAGCUGAGACAUGAAUGGGCCUUGUUGUGCAACCCUCGAGUGUUGAUCCUGCUUCUUAAUGCUCCGUGGACUUUUCCUGAUCGUCCCCCAGGAACCAGCCAAUUAUUCGAGUGGCUUCCCCCAGGGCAGGCCCGGGGGAAGAAGAGGGACCAAGAAGCACCGUCACGAAUGGUUACUAGGAAACGGUGCACCUGGAGAGUGUUCCUGCAGCAGGCUGACAACUGUCCUCCUGACCCCCUAAGAGUGCCUGCUGGACAUAUUUCGAUGACCGCCUACGCCAAUCGUGUCCAUUUCGUACGAGAUGAUCGUCUUCACCUACUUAUCCUAGAGCUGUGCACACUGGCCUUGUUGUGAUGCCGGAAGGCUAAAUGACGCUAAGGUGGCUUGCGAGGGCGUGAAGCAACACCGCCGGAUUGAAGAUAGCAAUGAGACCUCUAGGCUGGACUGGGAGCAUAGCACCGUU